This is a messenger RNA of Diachasma alloeum, 1917 nucleotides long. RefSeq lists its product as uncharacterized. NCBI's taxonomy places the organism in Eukaryota, Metazoa, Arthropoda, Insecta, Hymenoptera, Braconidae. The coding region runs from base 92 to 1330 and encodes 412 amino acids. The transcript is spliced from 2 exons. The record is from RefSeq and is a predicted model, not a curated record.
ACCCGUCAAAAAGUUCAGAAAGACUGCUUUCAUAUGCUGUUGGAUACAGUGAACAGAAAUAAUCCGCCACUUGGCAGAAGUAGAAGACCGAAUGAUUCCAACUUUUCAAAAAAAUCCUAAAAUGGACAACCUCCUCGACAGGUGCCACAUUCUCCCAAAUCAAGAUAAUGAAAUGCUUUCAAAACGCCGUAAACUGACCCAAUUGAGAACACCCCCCCUUCAAUUCCCGAGCCCUUACUCUGCCCCUCACAAUGCCUGGAAAGUGUUCAACAUGAAACGAGAUCUGGCAGCCCUUCACAUCAAGUUAUACCAUACAACAGCUGCCUUCACCCACUUUCAAAGACAGAAGAAGCGCAUUGAGAAUGUUCUUGAAGAGCAAACUAGGAGCCUAGAAAUAGAGAUGGAGAUGAACAGAGAGAUGAUUAAGCAAAUGGAAGUACAUCUCGCUGCAGAAAUCCGGUGUUAUCAGCAUGCACAUCAGCCUCCGGUGACUUCUGAGCUCGAAGGAUCGCAACAAAAGACAAAAAUGGAAGAUAACGUCAUAGAUCUAUCCACCAAAAACACUGGAAUGAUCCCCUCAAGCUUCCAGGACUCGUCGAUAUGUCUCAGGGCCCGUGGAGAGGACUUAAAGGUUUCCGAUGGGCUAGACAUUGCUGAGGAGGGAGUGAAGGGCAACCUGGAACACAUGUUGGGGAAGGAUUGGCUAUCGGAAUCCCUUCAUCAGCUCCAGAACGUUCCAUUCAAUCGAGGUCUACAACCUCAGGAAUUUAAUUUGGAGAGAAUUCCCUCGAGAGGAGGCCAAAUCCUACCUCAAUCUGAUCAUCUGGUGGAGACGGUGUAUGGAAAGAACGAAGAAUCAUUGGCAGAACUUCAGGGGGAUGAGUCGAGGGAGAGUGGUACGUGCUCAGCAGCAUGGACUGGCAGGACAUCUUGUUUACAUCAGUCAGGGGGCUUCUUCAAGCAAGUUGAUGAUCCAAACGAGCGAAAUGAAAUAAUCCGAAGGCACAAAGAACUGAACAAGAGGGAAGCGGAGGAAAGGAGACGAAGAGGAAUCACCGUAGGUGGCCAAUACAUUCUGCCUUCAGACGACAGAUUCUUCAAUAUUAAUUGGGAAGCAUAUUACACACACCGCAAUAGUCAUGAGAACUACUGCAACAUAUGUCUGGAGAUGAAGAAUAGCAAAGUGAAGAUGCAGGACCACAUAUGGAUCCAACAUUGCGGUGGACGAUUCAAGUGUCCUUGGUGUCUUGAUUCUUCGUAUCAGUGGAGGGACCGUGUGGCUAGACAUGUAAGGGCAAAACAUGCUGAUUUGCUCCCACCAAAGAAAUAGAAGAGUGAGAGAUGGAUAGAUUGUUUUCUGUCUUAUGUUAUAGGAGCAAAAGAAUAUUAAUUUCGAUUGAUAUUUUGUUAUUCUGACAAAAGUCUGAAUAUUGCCUCGUGAAACAUUUUAAUUAUUAUAAGGACAUAAGGAUAUUAUAAGUAAAUAUCCAUGGCGCAGUUCUGUAUGCUGAAGAUUGAGUUCACAAUGCUCAAGGACGAUCUUAUUGCUAUGUCUGGUUUUAUCCUUUGUGUUUUUAUUGCUCCAUGUGAUUCAACUAAUUAACAUAGUGAAUUGUGCUGGUCACACUAUUUUUUUGACUGAACUGAACUUAAAUCAUCGAAAUACGUAUGACAAUAGUUCAUAGAACAAUCUAGCGAAUUCGGUAAACAAUUCUAUUGGAUUUCUAUUGCAACUUUUUAUUAGUUCUUGGGCGAUCUGUUGAAAUGCUCAAUAGAAAAUAUUCUGUAGAAAGAGUCUAUAGAAUUUGAUUUUUCUAUACAACAUAUUCUAUUGAGAUGCUUUCUAUUAAAUGUCCUCGGCUCAAACUUUCCAAGUUUUCUCAUUUGAUUUCAUUGAUGAAAAUAAAAGAAAGAUAG